Branchiostoma belcheri (Belcher's lancelet) is the source of this 2310-nucleotide messenger RNA. Its product is annotated as transcription factor SPT20 homolog. The transcript has 7 exons. The record is from RefSeq and is a predicted model, not a curated record. Bases 10 to 1206 code for a protein of 398 amino acids. NCBI's taxonomy places the organism in Eukaryota, Metazoa, Chordata, Leptocardii, Amphioxiformes, Branchiostomatidae.
UUGGAGAAGAUGCAGAAUUGCUACGGCAACCGUGCGGGGCGGCCGUCCCAGGACGAGCUGGAUGAACAGAACGAAAGACUGACGGGCCGGCACAUCGAGACGCUCGCAUUCCUGCAGGAGAUCGCCAAGGAGAACAAGGAACUCAAGGCCAAGGUCGAGACACUGGAGACGGAGCUAUCUAAGUGUGCCAGCCUCCACCAGCAGGCUCGGGAAAGUCAAGAGCGCGUCAAGAGAGUCCAGCAGGAGUGUCUGGAGCGGGCAGACAAGGCACGGGGAGACAUGGUGGAGCGGCAGGUGAUGCACCUGAUAGAAGAGAAGCUGACAGUAGAGCAGGAGUACCAGGACAAGGUUAAACAGAUGCAGCAGCAGAUUGACCAGCUCCGGAGAGAGAACGCCCAGCUCCAGUCCCAGCUCAGUACUUACCAACAGGAGGAUGGCAGUAAGGCUACGAUCCACCAGCAGUUGAACGAGACGUUAGGCCACGUGGACGAGCUGCGGACGGACAACUCUCGACUCCGGGAGGAAAACAACAACCUUCUUCUGGAGCUGCAGGCAUAUCGAGAGUUCCAGCCUGAACAGGGUAAGAACGAGAUCCUGUCGGAGGAACUUCGUGAGGUGAACCAGAAGAACCGUGAGCUGAAGUUCCGCAUCGCGAAGCUGGAGAAGGAGAUCGUGUCAUCAGAACAGGACCAGGAGGAGGCGGAGACAGCGCACGUGUCUAAUGCCAGGUUACAGAAGAGGGUCCAGUCCCUGGAGGAGGAGGUGAUGCUGAGGAAAGAGCAUCAGGAGGAGCAGCAGCGAUCGCUCUCCGACCUCAGCGAGCAGUACGACAAGAACAGGGCGCUCUUCGACGCUCUCGCGAUGGAGAAAGAAGAGAUGGCAAACACGAUCGCGCAACUCCGAGACCAGGUACGGAGACUAGAGCAACAGUCGAGUGCCCAACAGGCUGGGUUUAAGGAGUUCGUUGCUCUAAAGCGAGAGUUUAACACCCUGAAACAGGAGUACGACGUGUUGGCCAUGAGGGACAAGAUGAGGCAAGUUUCGCUGCCGAGUCUGAAGGAGACGUCGCCGAAGUUACGGGCGCUGACGUCGGCGAAGUCUGCCCAGUCCGAACCUGCUCUGAUGAAAAUAGAUGCUGGGAAGAGACACAAGAAGCCAAAAGCUUUGACGCAUCUUUCCAGUUUCACUGAAGGAGGGCAUAGAUAGAGCCUGUGAAGCAACUCCAUCUAGCAGGAGUUGAGAAAAUUGCAGGAGUAUGUCGUUGAACAUUGGACAUGGAGAAAAGAGGCACUAGCAUUUGAUGUGUAUAGGAGGGCAUAGAUAAUGUCUCAUGAAAGUUUAUCUGUGUUGGUAUUAAUCAUACAUGUAGUAAAAUGUUGAACUUUAUUCGAACACAAGGGUUACACAGAGAUCAAAUUUCAACUCUUGCAAGUUAACAUUCGCAAGUGAUUGGUCAUUAAUUAUCCUGAUGAAGGCGACAGCCAUUGAAAAUUUGAUCUCUGUGUAACCCUUGUGUUGGAAUAAAGUUCAACAUUUUACUAUGGAUGAAGCCUGUCGACUGUGCAGCAACUCCAUCUAGCAGGAGUUGAGAAAAUUGCAGGAGUAUAUCAUUGAAUAAUGGACAUGGGGAAGACAAUUUUAAGAGGCACUAGCCUUUGAGGCAUCCUCAUAGAUUCACAGCAAGUUUAAACUGUGCAGAGCCUGUUGACUGUUAAGGUGUGCCACCUAGCAGUUGUUGAGAACAUUGCAGCAAAAAGAAAAGUUUGAAAGCGCAAGGCUGAAAGUUAAUCUGUUGAGCUUCACUUUCGGAAGAUAGAUUGACGUAAGCAUUGAAAUGUAGACAGACUGUGAAGCAGUGCCACCUACCAGCAACUGAAGAAGUGCAGCAGUAAUGGCCACUACAGACCAACUGUUAGUGUUAUACAUGUAUAACAUGUUCUGUCUAAUUCAGAAAAGAGAUAAUUUUCCAUGACAACUUGUAUAAUUUUCCCAAGAAUUAUAUGAGUCUUUACAUACUAGUAAUUUUUAUAUAUCUUGUCUAAAAUUUUAAUGUAAUGUUAUGUUGCAUUGCAACAUAUGCCUAUAGCAAAUUCCUUUUUGCAUUGAUGAAAUUUUGGUGUCAAAGCUUUGAUAUAGAAUUACAUUUAUACUAUAGUUUUGUAGCAAAUUCAUGUGAACAUAUCAACAGUGGAACCUAAAAUGUCUGUAUAUACAUAAUUGUUAUAAGGGCUAAUUGGUACAGUUUAUUCUUACAUGGGUAUAAGAGUCAAAAUAAAUGUGAAAUGUCUGUAUUGUUUAAAAUUCUGUCUU